AGCUUCCCGAGACCAGGGCUCGGUUCAGUUUGAAACAGGUUCUUGUGCGGUCAAGUGUCAGUAUUGAAAGGAGUUAAAAAAGUUCUAUAAAGAAGUCAACAUGGUUAAGUUAAUGGUUGUCCUGAUGUUCACCGCCCUGGUUGUCGCCGCCGUUGCCAGCAAGCAAGAUCACGGAAAGCAGCAACAGCACCACCAGCCACAGCCCCACCAUCAGCAGCCCCAGCCACAUGGAAAGCAAUUUGGCCACGGACCGGCUACCGGAGGCCACGGCGGUCAUGCUCAGCCCGUUGCGCACGGUGCUGGCCACGGAAACCAGCAGAAGAUCCACAACACUGGCCUUCACGGGCAGCAGCACGGAGUUCCCCAGCACGGGCAGAAGAAGCACGGUCAUCAUUAGAAAUGUAGUUUCGGGGUUAAAUUUCGGGGGGACGACAAUAAAGUGAGAACAUAGUUUUCGAUUAAAAAAAA
Culex quinquefasciatus (southern house mosquito) is the source of this 468-nucleotide messenger RNA. Its product is annotated as antifungal protein. The transcript has 2 exons. NCBI's taxonomy places the organism in Eukaryota, Metazoa, Arthropoda, Insecta, Diptera, Culicidae. Bases 101 to 397 code for a protein of 98 amino acids. The record is from RefSeq and is a predicted model, not a curated record.